AAUCUAUUGACUGACUGUCAAACUCAUUUUUCAGUAUCCCAUUGCUUUCAUUCAUUCCAAAAUCAAAAUUUCAUCUAGAAUAUUUCUCAGCAAGUGCUUUUAAUAUUUCGAAUAACCUAACAAAAUGGCUAGUGCCGCUGCUAAAUUACCUUCUUUGAUCAACUCCGCCAUCGCCCAGGCUCGACCAAAAUUCAAUAUUUUUUUGAAAUAUGCACGAGUUGAAUUGGCCCCACCAAAAGCGAGCGAAAUCCCGCAAAUUAAGGCUGGUAUUGCUAAACUGCUGUCAAGUGCUAAAUCAGGUGCAUGGAAACAGCAGACAAUCAAACAGGCAACCUUGAACACACUAGUCGGCGCUGAGGUUCUGUUCUGGUUCUACGUCGGUGAAUGCAUUGGCAAACGUCACCUUAUUGGCUACGAUGUUUAAAUUUUAUUAUAAGUUCAACUCUGUAGAUAUUAUUUUCAGCGAAAUAAAUUAUUAAAUUGU
This is a messenger RNA of Achroia grisella, 484 nucleotides long. It is a transcript of the gene ATPsynG, whose product is annotated as ATP synthase subunit g, mitochondrial. The record is from RefSeq and is a predicted model, not a curated record. NCBI's taxonomy places the organism in Eukaryota, Metazoa, Arthropoda, Insecta, Lepidoptera, Pyralidae. The coding region runs from base 125 to 424 and encodes 99 amino acids. The transcript is spliced from 2 exons. Gene Ontology annotation, molecular function: proton transmembrane transporter activity. Gene Ontology annotation, biological process: proton motive force-driven ATP synthesis.